CCUCUGAAAAAUUCAGUUUUUCAUGUGUCCCAAAGUAAUGUCUGACUGCAGUUAAUGCUCUUUUAAAAGCAUUUUAAAAUAUUUUCUAUUUUAAGUCAUUUUUGUAUAAUGUUCGUAGAAUAUUUUCUGCUUUGUUUUUGAUCUAAACUGCGUUGAGGAAUCACAGUUUAGUUAAAUCAUGAUUUUUGGGCAUCUACAGUCACAAGAUCCUCAGUCAUUUGACUUUCCACCCUCUCCCCUGCGUGUCUUUCAUUAACAUAUAUUCUCUAAUCAAAAACAUGCUGCUGCUCUACUCUUGCCAGCAAAGGCGUAAGCCUUUCCUUAACCUUAAAGGAAUAGUUCACCCAAAAAUGAAAAUUUGAUGUUUUAUCUGCUUACUCCCAAGGUAUCCAAGAUGUAGGUGACUUUGUUUCUUCAGUAGAACACAAAUGGAGAUUUUUAACUCCAAUAGUUGCAGUCUGUCAGUUAUAUAAUGGAGGUGGAUGGGAAUCACAGCUUUGAAAGUAAAAAAAACAAAAGUAAAUUAAACGCUGUGGCCUAUGAUGGUACACUGAUAUGUAGAGACAAGAAAUAAUCGGUCUCUGCAAGAAACUGUACAGUAUGUGUGUCUUUUACCUCUGAUUUUCACCCCAAUGCCGUUAUUCCCAUUAACUUCCAUUAUAAGACUGACAGACUGCAACCAUUUGAGUUAAAAAUCUUGGUUUGUGUCCUACUUAAGAAACAAAGUGACCUACAUUUUGGAUGCCCUGGGGGCUAGCAGAUAAACAUAACAUUUUCAUUUUUGGGUGAACUAUCCCUAAGAUUUUUUUCUUUUUGUAGAUCACUGUUAUGAGGUUGAAACUCGUUUCUGCCUGCAUGAUUAUAUAAAAUGGGGAGUAAUAGGGCAUUGAGACCUCUGCCAAUUUUUGAACUCAGAGCUGCAUCAACAAACUGCUUAAGCCUGAAUUAAAUUAUGUUUCAAGGUGGAGACACAUUUUUAAUGUUUAAAGGGGAGAGUUAGAGGAAAGAUGAUACUCUACUGCUUGCAUCUGAUUCGCGAGUCAGAUAAUGUACAAACUGAACCCUUCUGAAUUGUAAAUUUGUUGUUCUGAUUAAUAAUCGGAGACCAAGAAAAAUAUGUGUCAAAUUUUCAGAUGCACUCUCUUCCUUUGUCUUCUCCCAUCUGUGGUUCCUCUGUUCUGUUAUACAUGUGUAUUUCCUUCUGUCUCACCACUGGAAUGUCUCAAGUUCCCAACCCAUUGUCCACCGGGCCAGCUCUGUCUUUCUAGCAAAGCUGUAGCACAGCACGGGGACUUUAAGGUUGUCUUGUAUGAAAAGAGCUGUGUUCUUCCAGCCCUGUGUGGACUUACUGGAGAGAAGUUUGCCAUGGGUUUAAACUUCACUUUCACCAAUGACUGCUGUGAUACUCUUCUCUGCAAUGGUGUCUCAAGCAGUUCUGCUUUCAUCUUGUCCAGCACCCUGCUCUCACUUCUUCUGACACUGUUUUAUUUACAGUAAGCUCAAUUAACAAGAACAAGAGAGCAGUCAAAAUGUAACACACACACGUCUUUAUCUAGCAUAAUUAGAAUUUCUAUGUAAAUGAAUGUAUUCUUAUUUUUUCUUUGUCUUAUAACAGUUCUAACAAGAAUAGUUUGUUUUUAUCAGCAUUUCUUCAUAUGUACAAAUGACACAUGGAUACGUUUAUAUUCAAAUAAAGUUACGUUUUUUGUGUCUAGAGACUUGUUUCUUUUAUAAAGUGGAAUUUAUUUUAGUAAAUUAUCAUUCUUAGUUAACAAAUAAACUUUGGUCCUGCGCGUGCUUUCUGUGGUGCUUGAUUUCGCGCGCUUUUGGCUCGAGGAGGAGACACUAACGUUACAGAAGAAGAUAAAACAGCAAGAGGUGUUUAGUACAGGUAAUAUAAUUAUUUUCGAGUUAAUACCAUUAAUCAUAUGACUGAUUUUUCUGAUUGUGCCUUUGUUUGCUUUUGUUAGUUUAGUUAACGUUACUCGACGUCAACGUCAGAAACCUCAGGUAACGUUUAACGUUAACCUUAUUGCUCGCGCGUAAUCUGUUUAAUGUUACUGUAUUUUCCUCAGGGUUAAUGAGAACAUUAGUAAAAAAAAAAAAAAAAAAAAAAAACGCUUUCCUCAACUAUUACGGAUUGUUUGUACAAUGUUUUUUUUGCACAGUGAAAUAUGUCUGAAGCCAGUAAUUUACAAGAACCAGAAAGUAACGUUAGAGCUUUGAAUAUAAAUGAGGUUGAAGAGGAUGAAGGAAACCGUGAGGUAAUUAUUGUUUAAAAAUAUCUCAGUUGUAAAGUACUUAUUGCGUUAGUAACACAGUGGUGUGUACUUUUUGGUUUAAAUUUAGAUUUUUCUGAGUGUAUUUGUUCAACAAGGACAAAUUGGACUAAGUUAUUAUGACAGUUGCGAUUAUACGCUGCAUUUUAUGCCGGACACCAUGGACAACAGCGACCUCCAGCUGCUGGAUAGAGGUACUUUAUUUCU
Carassius gibelio (silver crucian carp) is the source of this 2486-nucleotide messenger RNA. It is a transcript of the gene lypc, whose product is annotated as ly6 domain containing, pigment cell. The transcript has 3 exons. The coding region runs from base 1117 to 1497 and encodes 126 amino acids. The record is from RefSeq and is a predicted model, not a curated record. Lineage: Eukaryota; Metazoa; Chordata; Actinopteri; Cypriniformes; Cyprinidae.